GCUCUACGUCCGCCUGGUGAAGCUCCUCUACGCCAAGGGCCUUCUGGUGCUCCUGGACGAGAGCGAGCGGCGCGAGGACGUCGGGAUCUUGUUCGUUGCCAAGAAGUCAGACCAGCUGCGCCUCAUCAUAGUGGAGGGCGUCGAGUGCGUUGGCCAGUCGGACCUCGGUUUCACUCCGGGCACCUCCGACAUCAGCGACGCCUUCCACCGUUUCAGGAUCGAUCGAGGGCUCUUUUCCUAUUUCUGCAUCCGCCCCGCGACCGCGCAGGAGAUCGGGGUGACCGGCAAGACCAUCGGGGACAGUGCCGCGCUUCCCGACCGCCGCUUGGUGCCAGCCUGCGCCGCCCUGCCGAUGGGGUUCACCUGGUCGCUCCACUUCUGCCAGGAGGUGGGCGAGGCCGUCAUGGACGCCACGCCCGGACUGGAGCGGGCCCACCGCAUGAGCGACCGGGGAGGCGCUCGGUAUACGUACGUCGACAACCUCGGGGUGAUGGGCUUCGACGGCGCAGAGGUGUCCUCGAGCCUCGCCGCCGCCACCGCGAGGUUCGAUGCCGCGGGCCUGAGGACGCACGAGACGGACAUCCAGAGGGGCCGCGGCGUGACGCUGGGCUGCGUGCUGGACGGAGCCGCGCUGACCACCAGGCUCACGGCCAAACGCUACUGGCGGGUGCGGCAAGGUGUGUCGUGGGCUCUGGGCUGCAGAGCCCUGCCAGGCUGGACGUGGGAGAUCGUCCUCGGCCACUGCACUUACUGCGCCAUGUGCAAUCGCGACCUUCUCUCGGUCUUCAACGCGAUGUACAAGUUCAUAGCGGCCCACUACCAGGAGGCCGCGCCGCUCUGGCCCACAGCGCGGGCCGAGAUGGUCGCCUUCCGGGGCCUGAUGCCCCUGCUGCGCGGCGACUGGGCGCUCCCGUGGUGCCCGCUGGUCUGCCUCUCCGACGCGUCGGAGCAUGGCUACGCGGUGAGCGACUCGUUGUUCGAGUCGGCCGCCGUGAAGGAGAUCGGGCGGGUGCAGGAGCGAUCCCGCUUCCGUCGCCUGGGCGGCCAUUCCGCUCGGGCCCACUUCUUCGCCAGCAACGGCAUCGUGAUGACCAGCGAGGGGACGUUCAAAGAUGCGGCCGAUCUUGAUGAGCAUGACGAGGUUGCGCCCCAGACUCAGCGGGGGCUUGACAGAACAUUCAAAGAGAUGGCAGCGGAGAUCUUCUCAGGGUCCCGCUGGACAGAGAUAGUCGCCCGCGGGUGGCUUAAUACUUCGGAAGACAUUUUGGUCUACGAGUCACGUGCCCUCUUGCGAGCUGUAGAGAUGUUGUGCAGCCUGUCACCGCGAGAGGGCGAGCAUGUCGUCGUCAUGAGUGACAACCUGCCAACAGUGCUGUGCUUCGAGAGGAGCCAGCCAGCCGCCGUCGCCACCUCGGCCCCAGAGUGCGCCCCCGCGGGGGACCUCCGGCGACCUGCCGCGGCGGUGGGCGAUCGCGGGCGCGACGAUCAGCGUGCCCAUGGAGGCAGCGCGCCCGCGCAUGCCGCGCCCGAGCCGCUUGCGAAUCGCUCGCGGGCGCUGUCGCCGGGGCCGGAGGGCCUGCCGAGCGAGCCACUGGCGCCAGCCAGCCGGACGCGGGCGCUGGGAGCGCCCCGGGACGGCAUGCGGCACCGGCUCACCCUGGCCCCGCCCGCCUCGAGGGCCGCGGCGCGCGACCUAGAGGCGAACUGCAGCCCGACGGGCGACAGCGAGGGCGAGAGCGACGCCACAACCGUGGCCAACGAGGCGGAGGCAGCUCGCACCCGGCAGUUCGGCCAGACAGCCCGGCAUCGCGCUCGGGCAGUCGCCCAGGCCAAGGCGUCGCCCACUCUGGCGGGGCUGACGCUGCUGGAGCGCUCGGCGGCGAGGCUGGGCACGGAGACGCGGUACCAGGUGGAGCUCGAGGCCUUCAUCGACGCCGCCGGGAAGCGCCAGCUCGUCGUGGACAGCGAGGUGGACGAUGCGCUCGUGCACUACAUGAACGGGCUAUACGAGUCGGGCCACCACUCGAACAAGGGCGACGCGUUGCUGUCGGCGUUGCUGCACUUCCAGCCCCAGUAUGGCAAGCUGGGGGGAUCGCGCCUCCCUCGGGCUUGGCGACGUUUGAAGGGGUGGCGCCGGAGAUGUGGGCGGCGCUCGAGGAACCCGGUCGUCCGCAUGUUAUGGUCAGCGGUCGUCUGGGACCUCUGCUGCCUGGGGUACUGGCUCAUGGGUUUGCACAUUAUGUGGAUGAUCGUGACGCGCCACCGCCCAGGCGAGCCGCUCACGAUCCAGCGCCAGUCGAGGGCGGCCACCCGCAAGAACCAAAUGCAAGACGAGGGGAUCAGCCUCACCAACAAGAUGUUCCCGUGGCUGCCGCGGGUGAUCGCGGCGCUGGCCCCGGGUCCUCCAGAGCCCUUGCUCUUCACGCACAGCUACCCCGAGCUGGUCGCGCAGUUCAACAUUACGAGGACGAGGCUCCAGCUCAGCUUGGUGUUGUACCAGUGCCGACACUCGGGGGCCUCGCUGGACCUAGAGAACCGCCACCGCGAUCACAUGGAGCUGAAAAAGCGAGGCGGGUGGCAAUGCGAGAGCUCGCUGAAGAGGUACGAGAACGCCGCCAAGCUGAACUUCUCUGCCGCCCGCCUGCUUCCUUGGCAGGCGGCUGCCUUCCGAAAGGCGGACCAGCAACUCGAG
This is a messenger RNA of Prorocentrum cordatum, 2692 nucleotides long. NCBI's taxonomy places the organism in Eukaryota, Dinophyceae, Prorocentrales, Prorocentraceae. The record is from the annotation of a GenBank genome assembly.